Molecule: messenger RNA, 333 nt
Organism: Dicrocoelium dendriticum
Lineage: Eukaryota; Metazoa; Platyhelminthes; Trematoda; Plagiorchiida; Dicrocoeliidae
Source: the annotation of a GenBank genome assembly
AUGAGUUACCAUGUUCGGUCCUUUGAUCAAUCCGUUCAGUCAUAUUGGUUGUGCAGGACGACCUUGGUUGCUCGAGACAGGCUAAAAAGACAUCAAAAUGAGCCAGUCAACAUCUUUCCGCAAAUGCUGAACUCCUACGUGAGGUCUGACGUGGAAAAUGCGAUCCAAGCCUGGCGUCCCUGGUGCAGGAGCCACAUCGAUGCACUUGAAGCUCCACAACGUAAAGCGACCAAACUCGUUAGAGGAUUACUUCAUCUCUGCUACCAAUGCAGACUGCAGUCCCUAAAAGUGUACAGUGGUGCAUAUCGACGUCAGCGAGGAGACCUAAUAAUG